This is a messenger RNA of Penicillium argentinense, 6123 nucleotides long. RefSeq lists its product as uncharacterized. The coding region runs from base 1 to 6123 and encodes 2040 amino acids. NCBI's taxonomy places the organism in Eukaryota, Fungi, Ascomycota, Eurotiomycetes, Eurotiales, Aspergillaceae. The transcript has 4 exons. The record is from RefSeq and is a predicted model, not a curated record. Gene Ontology annotation, molecular function: protein binding.
AUGGCUUCAGUUUCCCGUGGCGUAUUUCCUGAAGCCUCCGCUUCCCUUUUCAAUCUGCGGCGGACAUCGGACCUGUUGGAGCAACACGCGACUGUGACCAAGGAGAAGAGCUUCAGCCAUCAAUACCAUCAAAUCACUAGGCCGUCCAGUGCCGGGAACACCACGCUCGCUGACGUAGUCAGCUCGCUUGCUCGCCGGGACAGCGAUGACACAACGGCUUCCCUUGUGUCCGACACUGACUAUGCUAGCCUGCUGGAGUGGAUUCGGUGUGAGAGAAUGAAGAAGCUGCCGCCCGAAGGGAGCAGCUACGACAAGGCCCUCGUUUGGGCGGCCUUGUUCGUCGAGCGUGUACAUUCGUUCGAUUCAGGGAUCGAGCAGUUUGCGGGAGACAGCCACCUUGCUGCCAAAUUGUCUUAUGGGUACUGCGCGAGCCUGCUCGAGUUGGGUGAACAAAACGCCUCGGCCCUUAUGGACCUAUUUGGCUUCUUUUACCGAUGCUCCGCCGGUCUCGGCAACCUGCUUGCUUGUGCGGAGCUCUUUGUGGUCUCAUCAGACAUCAAGGAUCAGCUUAUUCUCGCGUUGGCUGACUUGGUUACCCUUGUCGUCGGCGUGGCCACGCACUUCCACCGUUUGCUAGUUUCCGGAGAAUCGGUUUCGAUUGAUAUCUAUAGCACCUUCCCCAAUCCGAUCGAUAGUUUCCGUGGUCGCUGUGAGCAUGUCUCAGAACUUAUGUGGCGUCAUCAAUUGACGCGUGAGGGCUUUGAUGGCGAUAAAGCCGUCGGAAUCAAUACACUCAAAGACUGGUUGCAGCCCGAAGACCCGGUGCUUGCCUAUGUCACCGAAGCCACAGCGCCCUCGGCUCAGGAGCGCGAGGAGGCCACCUGCAUGUGGGUGAAGCCAUACCUGACGCGAUUCUUGAAAGGCGAACAGCAGGUGCUUUCGAUCACCGGCAAGCCGGGUUGCGGCAAGACGGUCCUGUCGACGGUGAUCAACGAUUAUCUGCAGCAUCCCGUAGGAGGGACGAGGUAUACGUCCGUCCUGGCACCCAUCAAUGGUCGGAUCCCCGCCAACACGACCCUGAGGGCCGUCGCAAAAAUGAUCUUGUCGCAAUUGUUUGACAAGCGCAUCGGCAACGUGCAGCUGUAUCAGAUGUUGGCCGACGCUUACAGUCAGAGCCAGCGGACUGUCGACGAAGCGUCGUAUGACGAUCUGCUAUGGAAUGUUCUGACGCAGAGUUUCCAGGCCAGUCGGGCAGGCGCUACAGAGCUAGUACUGGUCGUCGACGGCGUCGACGAGGCCAGUUGCGGAGAGAAAGCCCUGUCGCACAGACUACACGAAGUGGCGUCCAAAAGUCCCGCCGUGAAGCUGAUCGCGCUUGCCUCUCGGCCGGUGGACUCAGUCGCAUCCCAGACAACGGUGCGAGUCAACCUGGGGCUUCUUUUCGACGACAUUGCGGCGGUCACCCGCAGGAUUCUUCGCCAGAGCCCCGCGUUCAACGCCAUGUCUGACGAAGACCAAGAGAUGACCGUGGCUCGAGUCACAGAAGCAUCCGAUGGAUCCUUCCUCUGGGCAAAGCUGGCCGCCAAGCGUGUGCGCGAUGAGCACCUGCCAAAUGAGGCUGCGCUUUCCAAGUCCGUGGAUAGCGUCGUCCGAGCGGGAUACAAGAUCACUGAUCUUGUCGCGUAUACCCUGCAGUCCAAGCUAGAGGAGGAUACAAAGAAGGUCUUGGUCUGGUUGGCCACUGCGAACCGCCCUCUCACCCAGCGGGAGCUGGUCGCCCUUCUCUCCAUCCAGCCCGACAAGGCCGCCAUCGCCGAGCUCCGCGACAUUGAUCUCCGUCACUUAUUGAAGAACGUCGCCUCACUCGUCUUCUUCCAUAACAACUUGGUCUAUCUUAGGCAUGCAGAGGUGCGCGCCGCUAUCCUGGAUGUCUUCUCGAAAGGCAAACUUCUAUCUACGAUAAAGGACAGACAUGUGGACUUCGCGCAAAGACUCCUACUGUACACCAAGCAGAGCGUAGCCGACAGUCAUGAACCCUCCUUGGAUCCACUGAAUGGGCGGGUGACGGAACAUCUGCUGGAGAAGCAUCCUCUGCUGGACUUUGCGCUUCGCUACUGGGCCAGUCAUGUCAAGAUUGCGUUUGGCUGCACCAGCGACCAAGAGGUCGCUAUUGCGGGCAAGAGUUUGCGAUCUGUGCUUCCUACAAGCCCCGUCGUGCCACUCCUGGAGAUGACACUCUGGGCAAAUAAGGCAACUCCGUGCCUCCGAUCCGUUCACGAGGUUCAGACACGCCUGUACCGCCAGAUCUUGAACAGUAACCACCCGGCCACUCUUCAAGCCGUCAUUUCCCAGGCGCUCUUCUACCGACAAAUCUACAACAGUGUGCCUGUCGAGAGCAGUCGGAUCUUCUACGAGGCCGCGACAAUCAGCCAGAACAUAUUAUCCGUCCGACAUCUCAUCACUAUGCAGAUGGCCAAGUUUUUCUUGGAGGCCACGGCGGAUCAAGUCACCGAGUCUAAGACGGAAGUCAUGACCCGCCGCAUUGAAAUGCUCCAGCUGCUGGUGGAAUGCUACAAGGUUCACCAUGGAGUGACGAGCGUCAUGGUCACCUCUACGUUGACGCAGUUGUCCGAGCAUUAUCAUUACAUCAAGGAGGAUCGCAAAGCGCAUGAGAUACAUGCAUCCCUGGAGAGUUCCGCCACCGACAGUACGGCCCAGCGGAGCGGAUCCCGACAGAUAGACGACUCUUUGCUGGUUCACCUCCACGGCCGGAAGGACACAACGUUGACAGAGACAGGCACCACUCUGGCUUUGAAUGGGACAGAGGCGGAUGAGCUGAUUACAUGGUCCUUUGACCUGGAAUCUCUUCAGGCCAAAGCCGAGCGACAGAGGGCAGAGGGUCAGAUGGCGGACGCCGAGCGCACGUAUGUGGAGCUGUGGCAGCAGGCUAGCGAGGAAUAUCGGCUCAGUCACUCCACAGAAAACAAGAUCUCUAUGGUGCAGGCUGUCCUCGCGUAUGCCAAAUUCCUCAAAGGCCAGAAGAGAGACAAUGAAGCGGCCUCGAUCCUUGCCGGGUUUUGGGAGGAGUACGAGCAAACUACCUCCAGUGCCGAAACCUUGGUGUCCCACUUCUUGGAGAUUGCUCAGGUUAUGAAUUCCGUCGGGCUAUCUGUGCUCGCCCUCGGAGUCUUCAAACACUGUGCACAAAGUACCAGUAGCCAGAGUGCCAUCCACAAGGAAGUGCAAAAACAUAUCCAGUCCACCUCCCAGGAAGUGAUGCACUCAUCGUCUACAAACUCCUUGGUGACGGAGUCAACCCUCCAAGAAUUGAUAUAUAGCGGAUCCGCUGUUGACCACAUUUCCACCACAGCGGCCACAUCACUGGUCGAGACGUACAUGUCUCGGCAGCGGUGGCAUGACGCCACAAGCGUGCUGAAACGAGUGCUGCGGAGUGCGUGGCCCGCAAUGUUUGCGCGCUCGCUUGAGGAAGUCGUCCUGCCAUCGGACCACGUUGAUCAUUGCAUUAAGCUCGCGGACUGCCUUGCUAGCUGCUACCGCUUCCGCCGUCGCCUGAUCAAAGAAGAGGAUAUCCGGACCCGGCUUUAUCAUGCCGUUCGGCACGAUAGACCAGCAUGUGGAGAUCAACUCUUAGAGCGAGUUACCGUGAACCUUCUUCGUCUAUAUGAGCGUACCUCCCAAUCCGACAAGGUUAUAACCAUCCACCAGGAUAUACUGCAUGACUAUACCAAGCGGUUCGGCGGGGAACAUCCCACUGUGACCAAGGAACUCUGGACCCUAGCGGAGCUGACACGCCCGCGCCCUAUCGCAGUGGAUUAUUAUCGCCAGAUCAUCAACUUCCUGAACAAACACUCGAAGAUCUGUCAUCCGGAUGCGUUCGAGCCACUCCUGAUCGUGGCGACAGAGCUCCUGGGGCAAGGUCGGUAUGCGGACGCGCUGGAGCCUUGCCGGGUAUUGUUCACCACUCUGCAGAGUCCGGAGAUUAACCAAAAAUUGCGGGACCCGGCAUUCAUCCAGACCAUCUACGAACGUUAUGUACAGUGUCUGCGUGUGACUCACAGCGACGUCACCGUCAUCCACGAUGUGACGGUGCAAUAUCGCAAAUCAUGCAUUAGCCUCUUCGGUGCGAGCGCGUCGAUUACCAUCCAGGCGACCAAAACGCUGGCGAAUAUCUGCCAAGGAAUCAAGCAGUACGAAGCUCAAGCGGUCCAGCUCUACGAAGAGCUGUUGCAGACCGAGCCUAGCGAAGUUGAAAUUGACCAUCAAGACAUUCGCGCCACUCUGGAUGCCAUCUAUCAUGAGCAGAGUGCCUCGUUGACUGCUUCGAAGGUGGAGCAAAUGUCGACAAAGGAGCUACAGAAGGUGCUCUCUAUCCGCACCCAACGACUGACUUCGAUCGUCUCUAGCUACGGAUGGGCUCAUGAGGAAGCCCUGUCUCAGAUGGUACAGAUUGUCUCCCUCUAUACCAAGCAAGAGAAAUCGCAGGAGGCUGUGUCGAUGCUACAGAAAGCAACGGCGCAGGUGCUGUCGACCGAAACAUCCUCCGUCAAGCUGGCUGCGGCGGCCAAGAGCAUUGCAUCCGGCUACAUCACAGCCGGCCAAAUUCAGAAGGCCAGGGAACUCUCUGGGGAGAUUUAUCGCCAGAUUAUUACCAAGGACACUAGCAAUGCCAGUGAAUUUGGCUUUGGCCAUAUUUCAAACCGGCGGCUAAGUCUUGUUUUUCUGGCUCAGCUCGAAUACAGCCUCCGAGAAUCCGUCGACGUCUCGGUAACUUUGAACCAGAUCUACGCCUCCCUGACAACGGAGUAUCUAUACUUUGAGCAGUUCCGGUCAGUCCUCAGCUCAAAGACUGCUAAGCUCCAGGAUACGACGGCCACGGUAGCCCGCCUGCACGCGUUCCUGCUUAGCCGCAGCCGCAAGUCAGCUGCCACUCAGGUGGCGGACCAGUAUACCAGCUUCUUCCUGGCUACAGAGGGCUCCAGUCUGGGCAUCGACCGUAACCAGGCCAAGGUCUUCAUCGGGACGGUUCUAGAGUAUUUCGGCUCUCAUGCUUCACGCGAUUUUAUCCGUUCGGUGGCCAUCACGAGUUACGACCGCGCAGCCCAGCUUCUUGAGUCCGAGGAUUACCAGGCUGCCUGCCACCUCGCGUUGGCGGCGAUGAAAUACAUCGGCGCCCACCACGGUUACGCGGCUCAGACGACACUCAAGCUAGUGUUCAAACUGGGUCUACUGAUCGCCGGUCGAGAAACUGACGCUCGUCCAGGUGUCUCGGUCAAGAAGGACAUGCUGAGCACGUCAGCAACGAUUCUACGCGAAACGUUGGGGUAUUUCAAAGACAACAAUGUUGGGCUCGCGCAGCUAGAUAUGGCAAGCGUUAAUAGCUUGAUCAAGGUGCUCGAUGAGCAACAAGACUACGACACCUUGGCCUGGGUUCUCACCUCGCUCUGGAACAGCCGGGACGCCUACGGCCUGUUACAGCCACAGCACGCAUAUACCCUUGCCCUUGGGCGUAUGUUGGUCAUUACCCGCUAUCUCAUCGGCGACUACACGGCAUCCAUUCGACUUGCGGAGGAUCUUGUAUAUAACUGCGCUCGUGUUCAUGGGCCUCGCCACCCCAGCACCGUCGAGAUCACCGUGCUGCUGUCGCAGAUGUACACCAGCGUGGCUCAAGGCUACCAAAGCCAGAAGGGUCGGCGCGAGCUGGCCUAUCGGUACUAUCGGAAAGCGGCUGCGCUGCACGAAAACGCUUUGCGCGUGUUUAUCGAUCCGUCGUCGAGUCCUGCGAGCGAUGUGGAGACAGAGGUCAUCUCGGGCAUGUCGUCCUCUUCGUCCGCCUCCAGCCCAGGCGAAAAUGCGGAAGACGGAAAACAUGUCCGACAGCACUUGCGUAUGCUCAAACUUGCCGUCGAGCGCCUCGGAGAUUGGCCAAAGGAGUACUCUGAGUAUGAACGUCUUAGCCACGAUCUCUUCAGCGCAUUUGCGAAUGACUUGGAGGGAGUGGAUGGCGUCGACAAAUGGAAUUUGAAGUCGUUUGGGUCUGGAAAAGCUGAGGCCAGUGAUGACCUGAUCUCCUUUCAUCACGAGCGCUUGGCCAUUGCCGUUUGA